UUCGGGUUCCUUCCCCUGUCAAAAUGGCGGACCGUCGGCGGCAGCGCGCCUCGCAGGACAGCAGCGAAGAGGACGAGUCUGACUCGCCGCCCGGUAGCGCCGCUCCCUCCCCGCGCGGCUCUCACCGCCUCGGCCUGCCCGGGGUGGCCGCCGGUGGGGCCGCCAACGGCCACGGCGAGGCAGAGAGCGCCGAGCCGCCCGCGGCGCCGGUGGCCGGUGGAGCCAGCCCGGCCGACUCGGAGUGUGAAAGUGAAGAUGGCAUCGAAGGAGAUGCUGUUCUCUCUGAUUAUGAAAGCGCAGAAGAUUCUGAGGGCGAGGAGGGGGAAUACAGUGAGGAAGAAACGUCCAAAGUGGAUCUGAAGCAGGGCAGCAAUGAAGCGAAUGAGUUGGCCACAAAGGCAGACAAAGGGGAUGAAAAACCAGAACCGAAAGGCACCGUGGCCGGCGAGAGGCAAAGCGGGGAUGGGCAGGAAAGUACUGAACCAACUGAGAACAAGGUUGGCAAAAAAGUUCCCAAGCAUCUGGAUGACGACGAGGACCGGAAGAAUCCUGCAUACAUACCUCGGAAAGGCCUCUUCUUUGAACAUGACCUUCGCGGACAGACCCAGGAAGAGGAAGUUCGUCCCAAGGGUCGGCAGCGGAAGCUAUGGAAAGACGAGGGGCGGUGGGAGCACGACAAGUUCCGAGAAGACGAGCAAGCACCAAAAACAAGGCAGGAGCUGAUUGCGCUGUACGGGUACGAUAUCCGCUCGUCUCACAACCCUGAUGACAUCAAGCCCAGGAGGGUGCGCAAGCCCAGAUUUGGGAGUCCGCCUCAGAGAGAGCCGAAUUGGGCUAAUGAGCGACCGAGCAAGCCACCACGACACCAGAGCCUUGACAGUAGUACCCCGGUGCCUCCCCGGACAUUCAUCGACCGAAAUGCCGCAGGGACGGGUCGGAUGCCUCUGCCAAGGACUUUCCCGAGACCUGGAGGCUACAAAGAGACACGGCCAAGCUACCGUGCCGUGGAUGUGAACAGUCAGCACGCCCCUCGUUUCAGUGAGCAGUCGAAGCACGAGAGCAAUUACCGGGCCAGGCGCUCGGAGGUGGUCCCGGCGCGGGAGCCUUCUCCCGAGGCAGAGGCCAUUCACGUUCGCAUCAGCCCUGUUAAGAAGGAAGAGGCUCUUCCAGAAAGCCCAACAGCUCCUGCAGAUGCUCUGCAGCCACCUCCUGAUAAGCCCGUAGAAAAGAAGUCCUAUUCCCGAGCGAGGAGGACCCGGACCAAAGCAGGCGAGGCGGGGAAAUUGGCCGAUGAAGUCCCGCCUCUGUUGGGGUUGACCCCUGCACCGUUGAAAACUGCAGAGGUCGUACCAUCCUCUUCGCCAGCAAAGACUGGGAAUUGGGAAGUACCUGUUGAAGCCAGUCUAGAUGAUCUAGAGCAAGAUAUGACCCAGUUGAAUAUAACGGAGCAAAAUUGGAACCAAGGGCAGCCUCAGUUCAUACAACCGCAGGGUAUUCCUAAUCAGAUGCAUAUCGGAGCAGCCCCACCUCCUCAGUUCAACCGGAUGGAGGAGAUGGGAGUCCAGGGGAGCCGUGCAAAGCGUUACUCAUCACAGCGCCAAAGGCCUGUCCCGGAACCUGCUCCACCUGUGCACAUCAGCAUAAUGGAAGGGCACUACUAUGACACACUACAGUUCCAGGGUCCAAUCUACACCCACAGUGAGACUCCUGCCCCGCUGCCUCCCCAAGGGGUGAUUGUUCAGCCCGAAAUGCAUCUCCCCCACCCAGGGCUCCAUCCUCACCAGGCGCCUGCCCCUUUGACUAACCCCGGCUUGUAUCCUCCCGUCUCCAUGCCUCCUGGGCAGCAGCCCCCGCCUCCACCCCAGCAGCUACUGGCGCCUACUUACUUCUCCCCUCCUCCCGGAGUAAUUAAUUUUGGCAGCCCCGGUUACCCUUACCCACCAGGAGCUCUCCCGCCGCCGCCCCCUCCUCAUCUGUACCCCAACACUCAAGCCCAGGCUCAGGUGUAUGGAGGGGUCACCUAUUACAACACAGUUCAGCAACAAGUCCAGCCGAAGCCUUCUCCUCCCCGAAGAACCUCCCAGCCCGUCACCAUCAAGCCGCCUCCCCCUGAGGUGGUAAGCAGGGUUCCUGUUAACGUUUCUAAACGCUUUUGAAGGACAGCAGAAAUGAGAAAUCCAAAGAGAGGAACAAUACUUAAGGACUCUGCAUUUUGCUGGUUUCUGUAAAGCGCCAGGGCUGGCAUCCGUGGCAGGCAGAAGGCACCUCCUGGGUGUGGAGCCCUUCCUUUCCCCUCGGUAAUAGGUGAUGCAAGCGGAUGCGGGCGCUCCUGCUGUGCCAAACCGUGUCAGUAUUGAGUUUGGGGCCAGGUUGUCCGUCAG
Messenger RNA from Euleptes europaea (tarantolino), 2381 nucleotides. It is a transcript of the gene CASC3, whose product is annotated as CASC3 exon junction complex subunit. Bases 24 to 2156 code for a protein of 710 amino acids. The record is from RefSeq and is a predicted model, not a curated record. Gene Ontology annotation, biological process: mRNA processing. The transcript is spliced from 14 exons. Gene Ontology annotation, cellular component: exon-exon junction complex. Lineage: Eukaryota; Metazoa; Chordata; Lepidosauria; Squamata; Sphaerodactylidae. Gene Ontology annotation, molecular function: mRNA binding.